Messenger RNA from Oncorhynchus masou masou (cherry salmon), 6580 nucleotides. RefSeq names its product phosphoinositide-3-kinase, regulatory subunit 1 (alpha) (gene pik3r1). Gene Ontology annotation, cellular component: phosphatidylinositol 3-kinase complex. Bases 596 to 2821 code for a protein of 741 amino acids. NCBI's taxonomy places the organism in Eukaryota, Metazoa, Chordata, Actinopteri, Salmoniformes, Salmonidae. Gene Ontology annotation, biological process: phosphatidylinositol phosphate biosynthetic process; insulin receptor signaling pathway. Gene Ontology annotation, molecular function: 1-phosphatidylinositol-3-kinase regulator activity; protein binding. The record is from RefSeq and is a predicted model, not a curated record. The transcript is spliced from 14 exons.
UGAAACUUAAACCAAUGUAUUCGCUCGAGCGGAGUCGUCCUGUCUGUUGACAGAGUACGUGCGUAGCAAAUAAGAUUAAAACCCACUUUUUAAGUCCUGGACUAAUUUGUUCGAAAACGUUAUAGCUACUCUCAGAGGCUUUUGGCGUUGUCUUUGUGUGGCUAACGUUCUAUGUUUGGUAUCGGAGUGGAAAAGUGUGUCCACACGGAAAGGGAGGAGGAUUCAUUCUAUUCAACCUGGGCCCCCUUCAUGCAAGUCGGUUGAACCUUUUCAAGGCCACUGCUGCAGGGGCCAAAUAUUAAUGGAAACAGUGCCGAAGGCACCACACGGGUGCGGUGGAUAACCAAGCUUGAGAAUGACCUGAAGACAAGUUAAAACACAAUAAUCACCCAAAGAACUUGAGGGCUAGAAUGUUCAUUAAGUGUUGUUUAGCUUUUUUUGUUUGCUCCAUUAAUAUAUUCUUGGAAAACCUGAGGAGUAACUAAUUGUUGGAACUUUAAUCUGCCCGAACAAGUUAUUCACAGCAGUGUUCAUUUAAAAUAAUAUACAUAUAUAUACCAACAACAACCAAAAACACCAGUGAAAAGUCUCUACGAUGGCCGCAGAAGGAUAUCAGUACAGGGCACUUUAUGAUUACAAGAAGGAGCGAGAGGAGGACAUUGACCUCCAUGUGGGGGACAUCUUAACAGUGACCAAAGGGACCCUGGUGGCCCUAGGGUACAGUGACGGCCUGGAGGAAAGGCCAGAGGACAUUGGCUGGCUGCCUGGCUUUAACGAAACCACUCAGGAAAAGGGAGACUUUCCAGGGACAUAUGUGGAGUUCAUUGGGAAGAAGAGGAUCUCUCCUCCCACUCCCAAGCCGAGACCCCCCAGACCCUUACCUGUGGCCCCGGGCUCCUCCAAGGCUGACUCUGGUGAUGAACUAGGCUCCGCCCUCCUGGACCUGACAGAGCAGUUUGCGCUCCCAGAGACAGCUCCUCCCAUGCUGGCCAAGCUGCUGGAGGCCAUUGAGAAGAAAGGUCUGGACAACCCAACGCUGUACAGGACCUUCACAGCCGAUGGUGGACUGGAUGUUAGACAGUGCUUUGAAACUGAUCCUCCGUCAGCAGACCUGGACCAGAUGGACCUGCAGAUGCUGUGUGACGGUCUACGUCGGUACUUGCAGGAUCUUCCCCAGCCUGUCAUCCCACCGGCCAUCUACACUCAGCUGGUCCACACCGCCCAAGAGGUGCAGAGCCCCAAGGAGUGUGCCCAGCUGCUGCGUCGCAUCGCCAGCACGCCCAGCCUGCCAGCCCAGUACUGGCUCACCUUCCACUGCCUGCUGCGCCACUGGUCCCGGGUGUGCCACAACGCGCCCAAGAACCUGCUCAGCUCCCGCGCCCUGGGCGAGAUCUUCAGCCCCGUGCUCUUCAGACAGCAGGCUGCCAGGUGGGUGCAGGAGAGAGAGGAACUGGCACUCACAGACAGCUGCGAGCCCAGCCCGGAUGCUCAUAUCAAGAUCAUUGAGACCCUUGUGACUAGCGAAUGGACAGAAGCACAGGCGGCUCCAGCCCUACCUCCCAAGCCACCAAAACCCACUCCCCCUGUUGUCACUAACAACGGUAUGAACAACAACAUGGCGCUGCAGGACGCCGAGUGGUACUGGGGAGACAUCUCCCGCGAAGAGGUCAAUGAGAAGCUGAGGGACACGGCCGACGGUACGUUCUUGGUCCGUGACGCCUCCACCAAGAUGCACGGUGACUACACUCUCACGUUGAGAAAAGGGGGUAACAAUAAGCUGAUAAAGAUAUUCCACCGGGAUGGGAAAUAUGGCUUCUCUGACCCCCUGACCUUCAACUCAGUGGUUGAGCUCAUCAACCACUACCGUAACGAGUCCCUGGCCCAGUACAAUCCCAAGCUAGACGUGAAGCUGCAGUUUCCCGUCUCCAAACACCAGCAGGAUCAGGUGGUGAAGGAGGACAAUAUUGAUGCUGUGGGGAAGAAGCUCCAUGAGUACCAUCAGCAGUACCAGGAGAAGAAUCGAGAGUAUGACCGACUCUACGAGGAGUACACCAGGACAUCCCAGGAAAUCCAAAUGAAAAGGACAGCGAUCGAAGCCUUCAAUGAAACCAUCAAGAUAUUCGAGGAGCAGUGCCAAACGCAGGAGCGGUACAGCAAGGAGUACAUUGAGAAGUUCAGGAGGGAAGGCAAUGACAAGGAGAUCCAGAGGAUCGUGGGCAACUAUGAGAAGCUAAAGUCUCGUAUCAGUGAGAUCGUGGACAGCAAGCGGCGUCUGGAGGAGGACUUAAAGAAGCAGGCUGCUGACUACCGAGAGAUCGACAAACGGAUGAACAGCAUCAAACCCGACCUCAUCCAGCUCCGCAAAACCAGGGAUCAGUACCUCACGUGGUUGACCCAGAAGGGAGUCAGGCAGAAGAAGCUCAACGAGUGGCUUGACAUCAGAAACGAAAACACAGAAGAUCAAUACUCUAUGGUGGAUGACGAUGAGGACCUUCCUCACCACGACGAGCGCUCCUGGAAGCUGGGCAACAUCAACCGGCUGCAGGCUGAGGCCCUCCUCCGGGGGAAGAGGGACGGAACAUUCCUGGUUCGAGACAGCAGCAAGGCAGGGUGCUACGCCUGCAGUGUUGUGGUGGAAGGUGAAGUGAAGCACUGUGUCAUCAACAAGACGCCCUCAGGGUUUGGCUUCGCUGAGCCUUACAACCUGUACAGCUCGCUCAAAGAACUGGUCCUCCACUACCAGCACACGUCACUGGUCCAGCACAAUGACUCUCUGAAUGUGACACUAGCGCACCCCGUCUAUGCACAGCAUAGGCGGUGAGGACCCUACUGUCCAUUCAGUCGGACAGAUACGUCUACUCAGACUUUGUCCUUAAGGAUUUUAAAAGCUAGGAUGUGUCUUGCCUACUAACAUACAUACUUUUUAUCCACAAGAGAGGAAAGGACUAAAGACAACCGCAAAACGAAGCCUGAAAACAUUUCAGCGACUGUGAGCAGUGGCGAGAGCCUGAAUGUAGUCUUGUUACUCUCGUGCUUAUUGUGGGAGCACAGAGUCAAGGCGAAACUGCUGAACUCUCUCCCUAAGUGGAGGACAUUGGAGGCCUUUUCCUAAUGGUGCUUGUUCUUUUCAAAGCUUUACCAGCUGGAAUGUCAAAAUGCAGAUAAAACUCGAGUGCAUCAUUUUUGUUUUUCUACUGUUCCUCCUCUUUUCCCCAUUUGUUUUUACUGUGUGUAUGUGUCUGAGAGUGUUUGAGAGUUAGUGUGUGCAUCCUUGUGACCAAAACUCACAGUAUCUGAAAGGUGUUGGGGAUGUCUAACACACCUGUGUGUUUAAGUGUUCAGUGACAGACCGUGGAUCAACUGAUAAAUGUAGCAAAAUGGCACUUUUGACAAAGUAUAAUUGUUUUAUUGAAAGACUCCUACGGACUUGUUGAAUCAAAGGAGAUGACAAGGUGGCAAGAAUUCCGGACUUUUCCCUUGCUAACCAGUGCAGAGACUCAACUGUUCUCUACUGUGGAUGAGUGAAAAUAUGAACGGACUUAAAAUGGAAAUAAGUAUGUAUAUAUACAGAGGAGAAUGUCAGUACAAAGCGAUGAAAACCUACCAUACCAAAAAAGCUCAGUUCCUUUUCGGUUAUAUCCUAAUAUGCUAUGCAAUUCUGUCUCCCUUAUUUCUGCAAAGUUGUUUUUAUUCUGUUGCAAACCCAUAAUAUAAGCUUGUUUUUAUUGCUUGAAAAAGUGUAUUUUUCCCAUGUAAAUAUCCAAGAGGAUAUUUUGUGUCAAAAUGCCAAGAUAAAAACUGCUUCAUAUUUUUUAAGAAAGUAAAUAAUAGUAACAUACUUUAUUACAAAUUUUUAUCAGCAACUGAUAAAACGAGUGUUUUAUUAGUACUUUUUUUGCUUCAAACUGAUAUUCUUCUCAGGCUGAGAGCCUUUUGAGUAUUUGACAGCUGCUUCAGUCACAAAUAUUUCUAACAGAGCCACAUGUUCUAGAUCUUAGUCGAAAAACAAACAAUGGUACCAUCCCAUAGCAUCCAAAGGGGCAGCCUAUUCCUUAUAGGAUACAGGGACUCGGGUGCCAUUUGAGAGGUAGCCUAUGACUAUUAAGUAUGUGCGCUCUUAGCAUGGAAUAAUGGGAAUAUUUGUUGAUUACUGCAGUCAUAAUGGUGCAUGUUGUACUCAACUUUUCAACCAUCUCCAUGGAAACAACAGUAUAGAUUUAUUUUGUUAUAUAACAUUUCCCCUUCACAAUGAGAUCAAAGCAAAUCUGUGUUUUUAAAUGAUGAAAAUUGUUAUUAAAAGUAUAAAUUGGGAGACAUUUGAUCUUCCCGUAUGCUUUGUCCCUAUAGUAUUUUUUCUGUAUCAGAAAAUCUUUUGAGUGUUUAAAGGGGUGGAUCAACUCAUUUAGAAUAAUGAUUGCUUAUUAUCGUACGACUUUGUCUGCCAAUACAUAGUGGUUCUGUUACUUGGAGGAAGUACCAACAUUUUGCUGCAACCCUCUAGUAAACAGUGUCACUGCUGCAGUUUUAGUUCUCACCCCUUUAUUCAAAAAUGUAUAUUUCCAUGACUGUAAAUUAGGAUUUUAAUCUGUACUACACUGUAAACAUGUAUCAAUGGAAAUUCACAGUGAUAGAUAUUGUAUGACCUAACAUGACAAAAAUAAUCUUGAUACAUUUCUUUUCAACUCUUAUGUCCCCAGAAUGAUAAACAUAGUAACAUUUGUGUUGAUAAAUAGAUUUUAUUUGAUUUAUAUAAUAUUAUAUUCAACUUUAGACUAUCAGCUAAAGACUUACCAUCCAAGCCCAGUCAAUAAAAUGUAAAUGGAGAACACAGCCAUGCAAUCUCCAUAGACAAACAUGGGCAGUAGAAUGGCCUUACUGAAGAGCUCAGUGACUUUCAACGUGGCACCGUCAGCAUGACACCUUUCCAACAAGUCAGUUAGUCAAAUUUCUUCCCUGCUAGAGCUGCCCCAGUCAACUGUAAGUGCUGUAAGUGCUGUUAUUGUAAGGUGCAAGCGUCUAUGAGCAAAAAUGCCUCAGCCGCGAAGUGGUAGGCCACACAAGCUCACAGAACGGGACCGCCGAGUUUUGAAGCGCGUACCACAUAUAAAUCGUUUGCCCUAAGUUGCAACACUCACUACCGAGUGCCAAACUGCUUCUGGAAGCAACGUCAUCACAAAUACUGUUUUCCGGGAGCUUCAUGAAAUGGGUUUCCUUGGCCGAGCUGCCACACAUAAGCCUAAGAUCACCAUGCACAAUGCCAAGCGUCGGCUGGAGUGGUGUAAAGCUCACCAUUGGAUAUUGGAGCAAUGGAAAUGUGUUUUUUUGAGUGAUAAAUCACACUUCACCAUCUGGCAGUCCGACUGGCUAAUCUGGUAUUGGUGGAUGCCAGGAGACCGCUACCUGCCCCAAUGCAUAGUACCAACUGUAAAGUUUGGUGGAGGAGGAAUAAUGGUCUAGGGCUGUUUUUCAUGCUUCGGACUAGGCCCCACAGUUCUAAUGAAUGCAAAUUGUAACGCUACAGCAUACAAAGACAUUCUAGACAAUUCUGUGUUUCCAACUUUGUGGCAAAAGUUUGGGGCCCUUUCCUGUUUCAGCAUGACAGUACCCCCAUGCACAAAUCGAGGUCCCUACAGAAAUGGUUAGUUGAGAUUGGUGUGGAUGAAUUUGACUGGCUUGCAUAGAGCCCUGACCUCAACCCCAUUGAACACCUUUGGGUUGAAUUGGAACGCCGACUGCGAGCCAGGCCUAAUCGCCCAUCAGUUUCCGACCUCACAAAUGUUCUUGUGGCUGAAUGGAAGCAACUCCCCGCAGCAAUGUUCCAACAUCUAGUGGAAAGCAGCAUGCCACUGUUAAGCUCUGCAAUGUGGAUGUUCGUCAUUCUGAUUGGUCAAGAGUCAAUAGCUAUUUCAAAAUGUAGAAUUUUCCUUUUUACACAUUUUAAAGGAGUAGUUCACUAUUUUACAACUUUAUGUUAGACGGUUCCUCUCCCUGAAAGCAGUCUAUUGGCCAUAACAAAAAAAUGUAAUGGCCCAAAAAAAAAUUUUUUACAUGCUCACAUGGCCCCAUCACUUUCAUUGAUUGUUAGCUUUUUAAUGGAUGUUUAUAGAAUUGAACCAUGGAUUACAGUUUCUCAUGGCCUACUACUCUUUAUAAGAAUAAUUGUCGUUAACUGUUUUUCUUUUGCUUUACUCACAUUGGUUCACUCAAGGCCAAUAACUACAGAACCAGUUAAAACAAAGCAAGUUUGGAUUCAAGCUACUAUGUCACCUCUGGGAUAAAUACCCAUUGUACUAUACAAUACCUUUUCAAGUUUGUUGUAUAAUUGUAGUUUGAUCUCAGGUGGCCCUGGUCUUGUUUGUUACUUUUGUCCAAUGUGUCAUCUCUACUCUCUUGUGUUCUUUGAAAAAAACCUGCACCGUUUUGAGGUUUAUUUUCUUUUAACCCUCAAUGACUAUAUGACUUCAGCUGACAUGGUGACUGUGACAGAAAUGUUGAGAUUGAGAUUUAACAGUGUUCCCCAGUUUUGCUUCAAACCUGUAUUAGGCUUUGUUAAAAUGAAAUAAAAGUGUUUAAGAAACUA